GUCCCUGUCCCGCACCCAAACGCCUCCUCUGCCGCUACGCAACUGGAAGGCAGCAACGACUCCCCCACUCGCCGGCCACCAGUAGUUCCCCAUCCACACCGCACCCCACCGCACGCCACCGUCCGGGACCAAACUCUGAUCCUCACCAUGCCUGCGGACGCUUCAGCAACGGCGCCGGCGCCGGCGGUCCACUUCUGGGGCGACCAUCCGGCCACGGAGGCGGAGUACUACGCGGCGCACGGCGCGGAGGGCGAGUCGUCCUACUUCACCACGCCCGACGAGGGCGCCCGGCGGCUCUUCACGCGGGCAUGGCGGCCCCUCGCGCCCGCGCGCCCCAAGGCGCUCGUCUUCAUGGUCCACGGCUACGGCAACGACGUCAGCUGGACGUUCCAGUCCACGGCGGUCUUCCUCGCGCGGUCCGGGUUCGCCUGCUUCGCCGCCGACCUCCCGGGCCACGGCCGCUCCCACGGCCUCCGCGCCUUCGUGCCCGACCUCGACGCCGCCGUCGCCGACCUCCUCGCCUUCUUCCGCGCCGUCAGGGCGCGGGAGGAGCACGCGGGCCUGCCCUGCUUCCUCUUCGGGGAGUCCAUGGGCGGCGCCAUCUGCCUGCUCAUCCACCUCCGCACGCGGCCCGACGAGUGGGCGGGGGCCGUCCUCGUCGCGCCCAUGUGCAGGAUCUCCGACCGGAUCCGCCCGCCGUGGCCGCUGCCGGAGAUCCUCACCUUCGUCGCGCGGUUCGCGCCCACGGCCGCCAUCGUGCCCACCGCCGACCUCAUCGAGAAGUCCGUCAAGGUGCCCGCCAAGCGCGUCAUUGCGGCGCGCAACCCCGUGCGCUACAACGGCCGCCCCAGGCUCGGCACCGUCAUCGAGCUGCUGCGCGCCACCGACGAGCUGGCCAAGCGCCUCGGCGAGGUCACCGUCCCGUUCCUCGUCGUGCACGGCAGCGCCGACGAGGUCACCGACCCGGAAGUCAGCCGCGCCCUGUACGAGGCCGCCGCCAGCAAGGACAAGACCAUCAAGAUAUACGACGGGAUGCUCCACUCCUUGCUCUUCGGGGAACCGGACGAGAACAUCGAGCGCGUCCGUGGCGACAUCCUCGCCUGGUUCAACGAGAGAUGCAUGCCGCCGGCGACUUCCUGGCACCGUGACAUAACUGUUGAAUAGGCAUUCCACUCUGUUCAGAUUGCAAAGUGAUCGACAUACCAGAAAAAACGGUUUCAUGUACAAUGAUUCUUAUAUAUACUCUAUUUGAUUAUGAACUGGCUUGGUCAGGUUCA
Panicum hallii is the source of this 1277-nucleotide messenger RNA. RefSeq names its product caffeoylshikimate esterase. NCBI's taxonomy places the organism in Eukaryota, Viridiplantae, Streptophyta, Magnoliopsida, Poales, Poaceae. The record is from RefSeq and is a predicted model, not a curated record. Bases 148 to 1164 code for a protein of 338 amino acids. Gene Ontology annotation, molecular function: lipase activity. Gene Ontology annotation, cellular component: membrane. The transcript has a single exon.